Molecule: messenger RNA, 1724 nt
Organism: Bemisia tabaci
Lineage: Eukaryota; Metazoa; Arthropoda; Insecta; Hemiptera; Aleyrodidae
Gene: Skp2
Product: S-phase kinase-associated protein 2
Biological process (GO): SCF-dependent proteasomal ubiquitin-dependent protein catabolic process
Cellular component (GO): SCF ubiquitin ligase complex
Molecular function (GO): protein binding
Source: RefSeq, a predicted model, not a curated record
GUGAGGUUAGUUUGUUUUGACCGCUCUUCCUUCAAAUUCGUCGCAAUUUGACAUUUUGUUUACCCAUGAAUAUUUUGUGAUCUUUCCGUUAUGAAGGGUUCAGAGGAAACGAAACUUUCAACAUCUCCAACUUCGAAACGAAUCAAGCUUAAUAUGAAAUCUAACGACCGCAAAUCCGCACUGUUGGAAGAGGACUUGAGUGAUAUGGGAGUAGAUUUAUUGUACUCAAAAGAUGAUGAUCCAGAUGCGCCAUUUUCUGCUGAUGAUUCCGAGAAUGAAUGCCCACCCACUCCUGAAUUGAGUCAGGGAGCUGUGCUUAAAUCUUCAGAUUCCUCCUCUAGAGUCUUGAAGUGUCUUAAACCAAGUAAUGUCGAAGUAACGCCGGAUGAUUUUCUUCGCUUUCGUAAAAGAACCUCAGUGUCAAAAUUUACUGGCAAAGACUUAUUUGCAACGCUGUCAGAUGAAAUACUUCUCAUGAUUUUCAAGUGGCUUCCAAAAGAAACACUGUACCAUUGCAUCUUUGUUUGUAAACGUUGGCAACGGAUUGUCUAUGAUGAGAAACUUUGGUAUAAAAUUGAACUUAGCAGUAAAGUGUUAAAGCCGGACAAUGUAGCUUAUGCUUUGAUGCGCAACCCAAGGCUGUUACGUAUGUCCCAAACAUUGAUUCAAAAUCCGAUGUUUGAUCAAACAGAGUCCUAUAUGUCAAAAUUUGUAAGCAAAUUAGAGUAUCUAGAUUUAUCAAUGGCUGUCAUUUCAAAAGAAGAUUUAGCAAUUUUAAUGAGCAGAUGUAAAAACUUAAAGAAAUUAAGUUUGGAAGCUUGUCCAACCGAUACAAAGGUUUGCGAAGGAAUUGGACAGAAUACCAAGUUGGAAGUCCUUAAUAUGGCAUUGUGCACUGAAGUAGAUGCAGAUGGUGUUAAAUUUAUCACAUCUAAUUGUCCAAAAUUGCUGGAAUGGAAUUUAGGAUGGACCAACCUUUCUCCAGAGGCUGUAGAAAUUGUAUGUAGCUUUGUGUCUGAAAAAAUCGAAGCCUUAAAUCUAAGCGGAGCUAAAUCAGUUUCCAAUGAAGAUGUUGAGGAAUUAGUUUAUCGUUGCAAGCAGCUCAAAGAACUUGAUCUCAGUGACUGCACAGAACUUACUGUUGAUUGUGUUAGUCAAAUCUGUGGGCAUUUGUCAAAUUUACAGACGCUAUCGCUGAGCCGCUGCUAUAAUAUCCAGCCUUCGUGUUACUGGAAACUUUUCAUGCUUCCAAAUUUAAAACAUUUGAAUUUGUUUGGUCUCGUGCAUGAUAAGCACCUGGAUAAACUUGAGAAAAACGCUCAUCCGGUGGAAAUCAACAAGAUGAAAUUUUCCAGUAUUGCUCGGCCCACAGUUGGAGUACGUAGAACUAGCAUUUGGGGUCUUCGUGUUCGACACUAAUCUCACAUUUGUUCCAUUGUAAAUUUAGUUUUACAACUCAAUUUUUAUUCCCUUAUCAAUUUGAAUAAGUUCAAUCGACUGCCAUGCCAUUAGUGUUCUAGGCACUUGAUUUUCUAUUUUUAGUGUAAGUUGUGAUCUUUUUUGUAAAAACGAGCCUUGUCAUGUUGGAGGUGGAAGAGUUUUUUUUUCCUGUGAGGGUACACCUAUGUUAAUUUUAAGGUCGCUAGAGUGGAUCAGGAAUUCGCUAGUUACUUUUUAUUGUUUUUUUUUCACUAAUAAAUUGAUUUUAUUAUUUGUCUUUGCAA